CCGAUAGGGAUCUUUUUUUUGGCCUUUUUUUUUUUUUUUCUUUUCGUUACACAAAUGAGCGCAUUUACCGGUACGAGCCACAAGACAGAAAGGAAAAAAGAAAAACAAGGUUGGAAAUUGAUUGGAAUGUGAAGGCCAAAAAGCUUCCGUCGAAUAGACCCGAAACCAACUGCUGACGGGGACUGCGCCAUGUUUGUUCCCUUUGCUUCAAGCCCAAUCAAUGGAUUGGGUGCUGUGGCUUUUGAUGCUAAACUUGGAAACACUAAAACCAGUUCGAAGGAAAAGCCCACAUCCACAUCCCAAACCACCACAACAACUCAUCCUCACCACCCAACGGUCGUAUCAGCCUCUUUCUCAGCCCACUCGUGUCUCAGCCAUGUCACUAUUAUUACCUACCACCACGGAAUUUCGAUUUCGCUUAGUCCUAUUGUUGUUACUAUUGAGUCUGAGGAUCGGUCGAUAGUCGAUAGAGUCGAUCGAACUCCCACUGUCUAUGGUGACCAACCAGAAUUAACCGGCUCUGGACCCUCGUAUGGAUACCUCUUACGGAACCCACUUACUAGUCGACUUAGCUUAGUGCUCACGGUGGAAACUCCAAGAAGAGAGGUUAUGGUCGCUGUCAGAGGAAUUUAUGCGUCAAAUUAUUCUAUCGACCGCAAAUCCUCCUUGCUGAUGAUGCCGAAAUCCAUUGGUCGCUGCCCCUCGUGUUUUUUCCUGUGAUGGGCUACCUACAAGUUUGCAUGCAUGUGAGUGGGCUCGAAAGCAACUGAACAUGCGUAAGAUCAGUUUUCCCGGCGAUCGUAUUCUUCAAAAACAAAACAUCGUUGUGCUACCAUGUCAGAGAGUGGAUUGAAGCUCAGAUAUAUAUUGCUUUCCCCGACAUCGGGAAUGGGACAUUGACUGUAUGCCCUCAGUUUAUUCGACAAGCUCCCGAGGCGCAUGUUAAAGAUUUUCUGUCUGUGCUGUAAAUGCGUUUGUAUCUCUGGUAGUCUGAAUUUCUCGAUUUAUUGCACGUGCUAGAUCCGGAGCUGUAUUAAAUGUGUCAUGCUUAGAAAUUUCAACCGUUGCUACUAUAGCC
Molecule: messenger RNA, 1078 nt
Organism: Aspergillus pseudonomiae
Lineage: Eukaryota; Fungi; Ascomycota; Eurotiomycetes; Eurotiales; Aspergillaceae
Exons: 2
Coding region: 190-720 (176 amino acids)
Source: RefSeq, a predicted model, not a curated record